ACUGUCUCCCCACCCUGCACAGCCUGUGUGUGUGAUUGCAUACAGGCGGAUAUCACUGACAUAAAAUAAGACAGGAAAAGGAGACGGUCUGUCGACUUCUGUGUUGAAGCCGUCCAUCAGGUUCCUUCUGCCCUCAGCCCACGGCCUCUCUCAUGGGGAAAGCCAAAGACAGGACUGGGCCCUUGGCUCGGAGGCCAGACAACUCUGCUUUUAAGCAGCAGCGGCUGCCUGCCUGGUCUCCAAUGCUAACUGCUAACACUGUGCUGCCCUUCUUCUACCUCCUGGCUCUGAUGUGCUUGCUGCUGGGAGUCUGGCUGCUCCUCACUGUGCAGAGUACACAGGAAUUAAAGCUGGACUAUACUGAUCUCGGCAGCUGCAGUGAAUGUUAUGAGUUGCGAAAGAAUGUGAGCUACGCAGAGCGGGACUGCCGCUGCAAGGUGGAGUUUUACAUUGACCAAACAUUUAAGGGAGAUGUCUUUUUUUACUAUGGUCUUAGAAACUUCCAUCAGAACCUCCGCAGGUAUAUGGACUCCAGGGAUGAUGCACAGACGCUGGGCAGGGAGAGUCAAUUAAAGAAUCCAAGUACUUACUGUGAACCUUUUAUAAAAGACAAGGACGGAGUCCCCAUCGCUCCCUGCGGAGCUGUCGCCAACAGCAUGUUCAAUGAUUCUUUCUCCUUUAACUAUCAGACUUCCAGCGGUCAUAUUAUGCCUGUUCCUCUCUUACGGAAAGGCCUCACAUGGUACACAGACAAAAACAUCAAGUUCCGCAACCCAAAGACGGGCAAUCAAACUCUGGCUCAGGUGUUUGAAGGUACCAGACAGCCUCUGUACUGGCAGAAGCCUGUAUACGACCUGGACCCGAGUGACCCGACCAAUAAUGGUUUUAUUAAUGAGGAUCUGAUCGUCUGGAUGAGGGAGGCAGCUUUCCCCAACUUUAAGAAGCUUUAUGGGAUUUUAAACCGGGCGGGAGAUCCUUUCACACACGGGCUUCCAAAGGGAAACUACAGCAUCCAGAUUUCAUACAACUUUCCUGUGCAGCCCUUCCAGGGCAGGAAGUUAGUGGUUCUGACCACACUGACCUGGUUCGGAGGCCAGAACCUUUUCCUGCCGAUUGCUUACCUCGUAACCAGCAGCCUGAUCCUGCUGAUGGCCGUCGUCCUCACAGUGGCCUGGUGGAAGUUUGGAAAGGAUGGGAAGAACAUGAAGGAGUGAUGCGCCGUCUUGCCGACGACUAAAACGCAUAAAGUAGUAACAGAUACCUCUACUGCAGAGGAGGAAAUAAGUGAGAAAUCGAGGCUGAUAAAGUUCAAACUUAAUAUUUAAAAGCUGUUGUAAAACGAGGUUGUCGUGCUGCGCUCUGUGUCUCAGCUGAAAUUUUAAUGAAAUACUAAAGCACAAGGUGUUGAUACAUGAUGUUUUUAGAUCUUUUUAAACAAACUGAGAUGAUAUAUUGAAUGACUUUAAAAAAAAAAAAAAGAAUUAACUUUUUGGUUGACCAAACAUUAAACUGAAAUAAAAAAACAAGAUUUUCUACAGAGUAGCUGAUAUGCUUGUGACUGGAAUCAGCCAAUCAGAAACUCAAACUACGAACACGUUAAGCUGAUUUCCAACUGAUGGGGAAAUGAGAACAUUGCUUUUAACCACACCUAAGCAGUGUAGCAUUUCAUUUAUGAGGUGAAAUAUUGAUUAGAGUUAUAACUGCAACUAAGGACUACUUUGUAAAUCGAUUAAUCUGUCGAUUAUUUUUUCUAUAAAUAAUCAGAUAGCCAAAGUUCUGGAUAGAGGAUGUUGGCAGAGGAAAAAGUUUUUCUUAAAUGCAGGAUUUUUUUUUUUUUUUUUACAAUUUUUAUAUUCUCCAAGUCUUUAUAUUCCAGUUAUUACUAAAAGAGUUGACGAUUAUUUCAAUAAUUGAAUAAUCUGAUUGUUUCAGGCCUACUUAUAGCAACAGGAGGUUCUAUGACUUUACAGUUUUGAGAAAAAUAAAAUUUUAAGUGAAAUUAAUCAGAAAAGAUUAAAAAUGAACAAAUAAAUGAAUUUUUCUUUUAAAAGC
Messenger RNA from Cyprinodon tularosa, 2052 nucleotides. It is a transcript of the gene cdc50c, whose product is annotated as transmembrane protein 30C. Gene Ontology annotation, biological process: phospholipid translocation. The record is from RefSeq and is a predicted model, not a curated record. Lineage: Eukaryota; Metazoa; Chordata; Actinopteri; Cyprinodontiformes; Cyprinodontidae. The coding region runs from base 153 to 1214 and encodes 353 amino acids. Gene Ontology annotation, cellular component: plasma membrane; Golgi apparatus; endoplasmic reticulum. The transcript has 7 exons.